Molecule: messenger RNA, 1686 nt
Organism: Naegleria fowleri
Lineage: Eukaryota; Heterolobosea; Eutetramitea; Acrasida; Naegleriidae
Exons: 2
Coding region: 1-1686 (561 amino acids)
Source: RefSeq, a predicted model, not a curated record
AUGCAUUCGCUGAGCAAAGCCUCUUUCGCGAGAUUUACCACGCGUUGGCUUUUCGUUUGCUUUUUUUUGAUUCUUGUGCUGGUCUUAUCGGAAACAUCUUCUUAUAAUUAUCAUCGAGUGGAUACGGACAGUGAUGAAAUCAGUUUUAUGACAAAUCAGGUUUUGGGGGCUUCCUCCAAUCAUCAUUUGCGUGUGGAAGAUGAAAAUGAAAAAAUAAGAGAAGAAACUAAUCGAUACAUGCAACGAUUGUCAACGUUGUUGAAAGAAAAUAUUCACAAUCCAGUGCAUCAAUCCUCUAUUGAAUAUUAUAUUCGAAAUUGGUAUCGACAAUCAACAUCUCCAUUGGUGUUAUUUGCAACUGGAAGACCUGGAACAGGCAAAACAAAAACUUUUGAUUGUAUUCAACAAGCUUUCUUUGGUUGUUCUCAACAAUAUCAAGGACAACACAAAUGUUAUUUGAAAAUUAAUGGAAUGGAUUAUAGAAGCGAACAAAAUUUAACAGUCAUUGAGAAUGAACUUUCACAACAAAUUGUUGAUUUUAUCAACAAUCGUUACAAAUUAUGCAACUUGGUUAUCAUUCUAACGGAAUAUCAACAAGUGAUUCAUUAUCCAAUGGCAUCGCUACUUUUGUCCUUGCAGAGUGGCUCUCUUAAAGGAUUAGAUCCAUUUGUGAAUCUGGGAAAUGUCAUGUUUUUACUCGCUGGAAAUAAGGCAUAUGAAGGCAGUGUGCCAGAUGAGACUCAAAUGAAAAUGUCAGAACUUGGUGAAAUGGUCCACAUACAAAUCAGCAGUGACGAUAAGACACUGAAGAAUCGUCCCAGAACAUCAGAGGUGGACAGAAGAAUUGAGAGCAAUAGACAAUAUAUUAAUGAAGUUAAUCCGUUCUCUCCAUUUGAUCAGAAGCUCAACCAAUUACCGGAAGAGCAGAGGAACACAUACCUGCAAAAAGCUCGUUCUUUGUUUGCAUCUCAAAAUACUGUACUUCUUAUAUUCAAACUUCAAUCCGCACAAUUACUGGAGGUUGUGAAAUUGAAAAUACGCGAGUAUAUUUACAAGAUCCAUGAUUUGAAUCGAAACAUUAUUGUUGACAUGGAUAUUCCCGAGGCAUCUAGAUUGUUGUUGGAUCAUCUCAUUCAGACAUCAAAAUGUUUCUAUUCAAGACCUGGAGGGGCAAUUCAACAUUACUUACAGUCAUGGUUUGACAGUAUUGUGAUGAAUAGCAAUGUAGAUGGGUUAUUAUUAUCGACACAUGAUAUUCUAACAAAUUCACACACAACUAACCUGUCAGAAUAUAAAUUUUCACAAAUUGAAAACUUGACAUGUGGCUUAAAAGAACAGGCCAUAUUGGCGAAAAUGCUAAAUGUAUAUAACAACAAUCAAAGAUUUUCAAGAUAUAUUCAAAGCUCUGGAUACAGCCAUAUUGAAUGCAAGUUAAAAAAGAUUGAAAAUGGUGUUGAAAUAGUUUACCUUCGUCCGGCAAAUACCUUGGCUAAACUUGUAAAUUUUGUUACUAGAACUCGAUAUUUCAAAUUUCCAGAAUCAACCAUUGAACAGUACAAAUUAAGGCAAAAAGAAAUUGACUCUGCUCUUGCGCCUAGACUUUGUUUUCCAACAGAGCCCACUAAUUUACAUGCUUCAGAUUUCAGGCAAACCUCUGACCUACAUACGUACACACAAGUAUGCUGA